Zonotrichia albicollis (white-throated sparrow) is the source of this 4106-nucleotide messenger RNA. NCBI's taxonomy places the organism in Eukaryota, Metazoa, Chordata, Aves, Passeriformes, Passerellidae. The record is from RefSeq and is a predicted model, not a curated record.
CUGUAGGAUUUGGAAUGGAUCCUGACUUACAAAUUGAUAUCAUCACAGAGCUGGAUCUGGUGAAUACAACCCUGGGGGUAACACAAGUGUCAGGACUGCACAAUGCCAGCAAAGCCUUCUUAUUCCAAGAUACAGAAAGAGAAAUCCACGCAGCACCCCACGUGAGUGAGAAGUUAAUGCAGCUCUUCCAGAACAGAAGUGAGUUCACAUUUCUGGCCACUCUGCAACAAAAGGCAUCGACUUCUGGAGUUAUAUUGUCCAUCCGAGAGUUGGAGCACAGCUAUUUUGAGCUGGAGAGCAGCGGCCUGCGGGAUGAGAUCAGGUUCCACUACAGGUUCCACGGGAAGAUGAGGACAGAGGUGUUCCCCUACCGCCUGGCGGAUGGGCAGUGGCACAGGAUUGCUGUGUCCCUCAGCGCCUCCCACCUGCUGCUCCACGUGGACUGCAACAGGAUUUAUGAACGUGUCAUUGAUCCCCCAGAAACAAAUUUGACACCUGAAAGCAAUUUAUGGCUCGGACAGAGAAACAGGAAACACGGUUUCUUUAAGGGUGUUAUUCAAGAUGUGAAAAUCAUCUUUAUCCCUAAUGGAUAUAUAACACAGUGUCCUAAUCUGAAUCGCACAUGCCCAACCUGCAGUGAUUUCUUAAGUCUGGUGCAAGGAAUCAUGGAUUUGCAAGAACUCCUGGCAAAAAUGACUGCAAAAUUAAAUUAUGCAGAAACAAGGCUGAGUCAAUUGGAAGACUGUCAUUGUGAGAAGACUUGUCAAGUAAAUGGAUUGAUCUACAGAGACAAAGACUCAUGGGUUGAAGAUGAUCACUGCAGGAAUUGCACAUGCAAAGGAGGAGCUGUGGAGUGCAGGAGGAUGUCCUGUCCCCCUCUGGAGUGUCCCCCCGAUGCUCUGCCCGUGCACGUGGACUCUCAGUGCUGCAAGGUGUGCAAGGCAAAGUGUAUCUAUGGAGGCAAGGUGCUAGCAGAAGGUCAGCGAGUGUUAACCAAGAGCUGCAGGGAAUGUCGAAAUGGAGUUUUAGUCAAAGUAACAGAGACCUGUCCACCACUGAACUGCUCAGAAAAGGAUCAUGUUCUUCCAGAGAACCAGUGCUGCAGUGUUUGUAGAGGCCAUAACUUCUGUGCAGAGGGACACAGGUGUGGUGAAAACUCAGAGUGCAAAAACUGGAACACAAAAGCCACUUGUGAAUGCAAGAACGGUUAUCUCUCUGUCCAAGGGGACUCAGCAUAUUGUGAAGACAUUGAUGAGUGUGCGGCCAAGAUGCACUACUGCCACGCCAACACGGUGUGUGUGAACCUGCCCGGCUCCUACCGCUGCGACUGCGUCGCGGGCUACGUGCGCGUGGACGACUUCUCCUGCACAGAGCACGAUGAGUGUGGCAGUGGGCAGCACAGGUGUGAUGAGAAUGCAAUCUGCACCAACACCAUCAGGGGCCACAGCUGCACCUGCAAGCCCGGCUAUGUGGGCAACGGGACCGUGUGCCGAGCAUUCUGUGAAGAAGGGUGCAGAUAUGGUGGGACUUGUGUAGCUCCUAACAAAUGUCUCUGCCCCUCUGGAUUCACUGGAAGUCAUUGUGAGAAAGAUAUUGAUGAGUGUGCAGAGGGGAUGAUUGCGUGUCACAGCCAUUCUCGCUGUGUUAACCUCCCGGGGUGGUACCACUGUGAGUGCAGAAGCGGUUUCCAUGACAAUGGAAGCUAUUCUCCUGCCGGGGAGUCCUGUGUGGAUAUCGAUGAGUGUGCCUUAAAGAUCCACACCUGCUGGAAUGACUCGGCCUGUGUGAACCUGCCCGGAGGCUUUGACUGCCUUUGUCCCUCGGGGCCAUCUUGCACUGGAGACUGUCCCCACGAGGGGGGCCUCAAGAGGAACGGGCAGGUGUGGACCCUGCGGGAGGACCGGUGCUCCGUGUGCUCCUGCAAGUACCGCAGCGGGGACAACUGGACCUACAGCUGCCAGCACUGCCGCUGCCUGGAAGGAGAGGUGGAUUGCUGGCCCCUCCAGUGCCCGGCGCUGAGCUGCGAGUACACAGCCAUGUCGGAGGGAGAGUGCUGUCCCCACUGCGUCAGUGACCCCUGCCUGGCUGACAACAUCACCUACGACAUCAGGAAAACCUGUCCAGAUGGCUAUGGGAUCACCAGGCUCAGUGGUGCUGUAUGGACAAUGGUGGGAUCUCCCUGUACAACCUGCAAAUGCAAGAACGGGAAUGUCUGCUGCUCGGUGGAUUUAGAGUGUCUCAACAAUAACUGACCCGGCCAGGCUGGACUGUGCCAGGGGAGGAGGACUGCUGGAGUUACCACCUGAAGGAAGCCUGUGCGUUGGCAUUUUGUACACCAGACUCUUACCAAAGUCUCCAAAGGAGGAAGAUGUGUGGGAGUUGCCUUUGGGAGCUGUCGCUAUGCCCAUCCCUGCCGGCCUUGUCGGGUGACUUCCAGUGCAGCGCAGAGAGAUCAGUGGUUGCUGCAAGUUUUCAGUGUUGUAAAUUACACACCUUUCCUGUCAAGAAAUUUGCAAAUAUGUUUAAAUUAUUUCAUGGGUAAACUAAUGCUGUAUUUUUUGUUUUAAUUUGUGUAUUGACAACAUUGAUAGAAUUCAGCUCUUCUUAUUUUGAAUCUAGAUUUUACAAAUACGACAGCCUGUUGUGAUUUUGUCCCAUGAUAUCACAUACUUGGUUCCAAGGUCCCUGUUAGAUGUAUUUAUGAAAAUAUGUAUGUAUGUACAGUCAGAUUGCAUAAUACUUAUAUUUCACAGCUGUCCCAACAUUUUAAAGCAUUCGAAGGUAUGGACAUAAUGAAAGUAAUCAAAAUAAGUCUGUCUUAAACUAUAAAAUUAAAUGCCAUGAACUGAAUGAAAUGGCAGAAUAAGCACUUUCUUCUUCAAACGUGCAGAGCAGCAACAAGACUUCUACAGUGAGAAAUGGAGCUAAAACCCCCUCCCACUGCCAAUUCAACACAUAUUCAAGAAGGAAUCACAAGUCAUUAUCAGCAUUGUGUCGAGUAUAAUUCCUCUGGAUUAUACAGUGCUAAAAACAGCCAGAGAUCCUUAAGGUUAUAUAGUUUAAGUUGAGUAGUUAGAAUUUGCUUGCAUUUGCAACAUCAUUGAUGAGUUCAGAAUUUUUCCUCUUUUGUGUUUAAUAAUGAUGUCUGUCAUCCUCAGUUACUGCUGCCAUAGUGACAAAGUGCAGAGGCACCUGUUCCAGCAACAGGAGACCUUAAAGCCUGGUAACUUCCAUUACCAACAGCUCGGAAACAGGUUUUAUCUUUUCAUGUUUUAUGACAUUCAAAAAUACUUAAAUUUACUGUGCUGUUGAGGACCUAAGUUUAGACAGGAAUUUAAACCAAGACUCUUAGCCCUGUAUGGAGGUUAGAGCUUGGAUUCUCUUCAGCUAAUGUCUGAGUUUUCUUCAAGAGGCUAGAAAGUUUGUGGCAUUAGAACAAAAAUAUAUUUCUAUGGCAAUGCAUCUACAGCUUAAAUGUCACAUUUUUAAUGUGCUGUUGUGUUUUGUUCUGCUCAUUUGUGUAGUGUUGUUUGGGUUUUUUUCUUUUUGUUUAUUUAAUUAAACACACUGAAUAUAUGGAAAAGAUUGCAGAAAUAACUAUAGUGGCUACAGUUUGGAAAGUCUACAUUUGUGAGUUUUUCAUAGUUUCAUGAAGAAAAUGUGAAACUGAUCACUAAGAAAGAAGUGUGACUAUAGAGUGAAAAUAUUAGUUGUUAAAUGAAGUACUAUUACAUUUAUAAGGGGACAGAGAAUAUAAAAUUACUUUCAGUCAUUCAGAUAACUUUAUUCCAAUUUUUUAACCAGGUUUUGUUUUAGUUAACAACUUUGUGUGGUAAAGUUAAAUUUAUUUUCUUAAAAGGCCCCAUCAUUUUCAGCUAAUAAUGUAUUGAGUCUAUUUGCAUUGCCCUGAUGAUUGUAUAAUAAGGGAAAGAGUUGUGUUUUAUAUGAUACUCAAAGGAUGUUUGUAAAUCAUGUCGGCUCAUUUUGUAUAUCACAUUGUAAAACCCAAUGGUAAUUCAGUUGGAUAAGAUACCCAGUGGGCUGAGAUAUGAAGGGGAAUGAUUUAAAGUCUGUGGGCAUCUAAAUAAACUCCUGUGUACAGAUUG